CAGCGGAAGAGGAGGACAGAUGAUGCAAAGUCGUCGGCGGUUGAAUGCAUUAUGAGCGCGUCCCGAUUGAAGUUUGCGCUGCUGGUGGUUGUUUACAGUGUGUGUCAUGCGUUGGAGGGGGGGAUGCUGUUUCCCAGAGAAUCUCCCUCCAGAGAAGUGAAAGAUGUCAGCGGGUUGUGGCGCUUCAGAGCGGAUCUCUCUCCGGACCGGAAGCAAGGCUUUGAGCAGGCGUGGUACAAGAGUCCACUGGCCGAGACGGGUCCAGUGAUUGACAUGCCUGUACCCUCCAGCUACAAUGACAUCACGCAAGACGUUAAAAUCAGGGAUUUCAUUGGCUGGGUUUGGUAUGAGAAGGAAGUGUGGGUGCCCGCACGCUGGAUCCAGGAUGAGGGAACACGAGUGAUGCUCCGAGUUGGAAGUGCACACUAUUAUUCUGUGCUUUGGGUGAAUGGGAUUAAAAUGACGGAACACGAGGGCGGUCAUCUCCCCUUCGAGGCCGACAUCAGCGGUGUGCUGCGACAGAGUCCCGGAAGCACGUGUCGAAUCACCAUCGCAGUGAACAACACUUUAACUCUCGAGACUCUGCCACCAGGAACCAUUCAAUACUUGACCGAUCGCACCAGAUAUCCUGCCGGCUACUUCAUACAAAACACUAACUUUGACUUCUUCAACUAUGCUGGAAUACACCGAUCUGUGCUGCUGUACACCACACCGGAGGUGCACAUCGAUGACAUAACCGUGGAGACAUCGUUCUCGGAUAACAUCGGGCUGGUCAGUUAUAAAGUGUCUGUGUUGGGCGGCUCUAAGGCCGAUGUGAAAGUGACGCUGUCGGCUCAGGACGGCCGAUGUGUGGCCUCCGCAAACGGAUCUACAGGAGUUCUGAAAGUCACCGAUGUCAAUCUCUGGUGGCCGUACCUGAUGCACGAAAACCCGGGAUACCUGUACUCCAUGGAGGUUGAGGCUACAGCGGAGGAUGGACAGAAGGACAUUUACAGUCUUUCUGUGGGCAUUCGUACCAUACGAGUGACCAGCACACAGUUUCUCAUCAACAACAAGCCGUUCUACUUCCAUGGAGUGAAUAAACAUGAAGAUGCAGAUAUUCGUGGUAAAGGCUUCGACUGGCCUCUCGUAGUGAAAGACUUUAACCUGAUGAAGUGGAUGGGGGCGAACUCCUUCCGCACCAGUCACUACCCGUAUGCUGAAGAGAUGCUGCAGAUGGCCGACCGUCACGGCAUUGUGGUUAUAGACGAGUGUCCUGGAGUUGGAAUCAAAGACAUCCGCAGUUUUGGGAAUGCUUCUUUGGCCCAUCAUAUGAUUGUCAUGGAGGAGCUGGUGAGACGUGAUAAGAAUCACCCAUCUGUGGUCAUGUGGUCUGUGGCCAAUGAACCGGCGUCUGAGAUGCCGCCAGCUGAAUUCUAUUUCAAAGAACUCGUGUCACGUACUAGAUUCUUGGAUUCCACUCGACCUGUCACAUACAUCACAAACAGCAACUAUGCCAGAGAUAAAGGGGCUCCAUAUGUGGAUGUUAUCUGUGUCAACAGCUACUUCUCGUGGUAUCAUGACCCGGGACACGUUGAAGUCAUCAGUAUUCAGCUCAACACUCAGUUUGAUAACUGGUAUGAGAAGUACAAGAAACCCCUAAUACAGAGUGAAUAUGGAGCGGACGCCGUGCCUGGCCUGCACAAUGAUCCGCCCAUGAUGUUCACAGAGGAGUAUCAAAAGACCGUCCUGCAGAACUACCACAACGUGUUUGAUCAGAAGAGGAAGCAGUUUGUCAUUGGAGAACUCAUCUGGAACUUUGCUGACUUCAUGACGGCUCAAACCAUCACUCGAGUGGUCGGGAAUAAGAAAGGAAUCUUCACCCGUCAGCGGCAGCCGAAAGCCGGAGCAUUUCUCCUGAGAGAGCGCUACUGGAGGAUCGCCAACGAGACCGGUGUGCUGCCCACCUGGGCCAGAUACCCCUGCCAAUGAGCUCGCUGGAUCAGCUGCUGCUUGUGUUCACGCUGAUGUGUAACUGCCGUAUGACGAUCAUCUCUGUGGAAGCACAGACCCUUCUGGACAAUCCUUAAAUGUGAAUCGAAUCCUUUCUGAAUGCUGUUUGUCCUGUGUAAUGAGUGGCACAAGUACUGUAUCGAAACAUCAGUCCAGCUGUUGACAUGCAGCAACACUGUUACAGCAGAACAGGAAUAUCUUUGCUCAAAAGUGCCUUAUCCAGAUGUUCUGGGGAUAAACCGUUUAAUACAGAUGUCCAUAUCAUAUUUCCACCCAAAACAAAUCAAACAUUGUUUUGCACAAGCAAUGAAGCUUAUUUUCCAACCUUUUUUGUUUUAUUUUCAAUAAUUAUUGACAUUCCAAGUUUGGAUUACUGUAAUGCAACAUGUUCAAAAUCGUUUACAGUAUUUACAGUAUCUGUUGUACUGCCUUCAUUGGCGGCCGAUUACAAAAAUAAACCAUUAUACCUACAAAAAAUCUCAUUAUGGAAAUGUCAUGAAAAUAUUGUCCAAACAAAAACCAAUUGAACUUUUUUCCGAUUGAUUUUGGGUUGAAAUAUGGAUGUUUUUGUUAAGAUUCACCAAAACGAGUGUUAUCAGGGGGCUUAAUGUUGAUUAUAUGUUGUGUUCUUUGUUAUAUGUCUGUGAAUCAAUAAAAAAUGUUAAUAAAAAAAAAGAUUCACCAAAACAGUUUUAUUUAUUAAUUCUAAGCUGCAGUAAAAUAAAACAUGGCGUCUUUCUCAGCGUGUUUUGUU
Xyrauchen texanus (razorback sucker) is the source of this 2746-nucleotide messenger RNA. RefSeq names its product glucuronidase, beta (gene gusb). The record is from RefSeq and is a predicted model, not a curated record. Gene Ontology annotation, molecular function: carbohydrate binding; beta-glucuronidase activity. The transcript has 12 exons. The coding region runs from base 52 to 1971 and encodes 639 amino acids. NCBI's taxonomy places the organism in Eukaryota, Metazoa, Chordata, Actinopteri, Cypriniformes, Catostomidae. Gene Ontology annotation, biological process: glucuronoside catabolic process; carbohydrate metabolic process.